AUGAUCUUCCUAGCUGCAUGCAACGCUGUUUCUUUGUUCGCAGCUACGAAUCUGGUCGUCUCACUGAAUCCAUCAGACAAGAUAACAAUAAAACGAGGCAGCGCGCUCACGGCUCUGGGUUUCGUUUACUUUAUGAGCCUCUUUGAGUUGCUGAACGCGCUGACACUGUUCACGGGCGUGGGCGCACGGUUCAGACACAAGUACCGGCUGAGUUGCGGGGAUGUACUGGAUAUUACUAACAAAUUCGUGAGCGCAAUUCAAGCAGCGCUAUCCUGCAUCACUGGAGCCGUAGUCUGCCUAUGGUCAUGUACCAGGGACUUUAUCCGCACUAAGCACUGUAUGUCAGAAGCCUACGCUUGGUUUGGGGCUGCGUACUUCUUUUACGAUAUAUGGAGCAUGUAUAUGGUGCACGUCCAAAUGACGGCAAACACAGACUCCAAGCGCAAGCAAUCCAAGAACGGCUCCUCACUCCUCUCAUCAGGAGACGGAGCUGUCGUCAAGAAGAACAGCAUAUCAUUCUUCUCCUACUGCAAGCACGAGCCUGUGAUACUGAUGCACCAUUUGUUUAUUGGAGGCUUUGGUUUUCUGGUCAUUGUGGAAGAUGUUGAUGGUGAUUAUUAUAUGAAUGUCUCCCAUUGCCAGUACCUCCGCGGAGACCUGGGCGACUGCACCUUCGGUUUCGUAUACCUCAUGGAGCUGUCCACGCCGUUCGUGUCCCUCCGCGGGAUACUGUCGAGGAUGAAACUGAAGGCCUCCAGAGCGUACCUGGUCAACGGUGUGAUGAUGCUGCUUACGUUCUUUGUGUGUCGAGUGAUCAGCUUGCCUUAUGUUUGCCUCCUGUAUAGUAGAGUGCUCGGGUUACCCUAUUUAGAGGCCAUCAAUUCCCUGCCGACCGGUUGCAAGAUCUCGAUCUGCAUCCUCCUUCUACCUCAGCUCUACUGGUUCUACCUGAUGUCUUCGGGAGCCAUUAAGAUGCUUGUCGGGGGGCAGAGCUCGGCCAAGUCACUGGCCAAAACUUCGGCAGCCGUGAAGACUGAGGCAGUAGAGGGGAUAGAAGGAUCAGAGGGAGCUUUGGGAGACGUGCGCAAGCGCAGCUGA
Arctia plantaginis is the source of this 1098-nucleotide messenger RNA. NCBI's taxonomy places the organism in Eukaryota, Metazoa, Arthropoda, Insecta, Lepidoptera, Erebidae. The record is from the annotation of a GenBank genome assembly.